Molecule: messenger RNA, 858 nt
Organism: Sinocyclocheilus grahami
Lineage: Eukaryota; Metazoa; Chordata; Actinopteri; Cypriniformes; Cyprinidae
Gene: psmb12
Product: proteasome 20S subunit beta 12
Exons: 6
Coding region: 91-744 (217 amino acids)
Cellular component (GO): proteasome core complex; cytoplasm
Molecular function (GO): threonine-type endopeptidase activity
Source: RefSeq, a predicted model, not a curated record
AGGAGCGUGCGCAGUGCGCACACCGCACAGUCACUGUCGGGCGACGCGUACGCGACGUUUAUCCACGAUCUGUAUGUCGAGUUUUUAAUAAUGGACAGCCAUCAUUCAUACUCACAAGUCAAAGGUGUCAGCACCGGAACGACCAUCCUUGCUGUCAAGUUCAAUGGAGGAGUUAUCAUUGGGUCAGACUCCAGAGCUUCUAUGGGAGAAUCUUAUGUGUCAUCAAAAACCAUCAACAAACUGAUCCAGGUGCAUGAUAGAAUAUUCUGCUGCAUCGCUGGAUCACUGGCUGAUGCACAAGCUGUUACCAAAAUGGCCAAAUUCCAGCUGUCUUUUCACAGCAUUCAGAUGGAAUCUCCUCCUUUGGUAAAAGCUGCAGCAUCCAUCAUGAGGGAACUUUGCUAUAACAAUAAGGAAGAGCUGCAGGCAGGCUUCAUCACAGCGGGCUGGGACAGGAAGAAGGGACCACAGAUAUACGUAGUGUCUUUGGGAGGAAUGCUACUCAGUCAGCCUUACACUAUUGGUGGAUCUGGCAGCACGUAUAUCUAUGGUUAUGUGGAUGCCAAAUUCAAACCUGACAUGAGUUUAGAAGAGGCUACACAGUUUUCCACAAAUGCUUUGGCUCUGGCUAUGGGUCGGGACAACGUUAGUGGCGGUGUGGUUCACCUGGUCGUGAUCACUGAAGCGGAAGUCAAGCAUGUAGUUGUUCCAGGAAAUAAACUGCCCAAGUUCCAUGAUGAGUAGAACACAAAAAUGACCAAACUGGACAGUUCUACAAAUGUAACUACUUUGUGACUAGAUGUGUGAAGAGUUUUCUGAAGAUUAUUUUCUUCACCCCCUUUGUAAUAAAUAUAUAAA